Messenger RNA from Guyanagaster necrorhizus, 2047 nucleotides. RefSeq lists its product as uncharacterized. Lineage: Eukaryota; Fungi; Basidiomycota; Agaricomycetes; Agaricales; Physalacriaceae. The coding region runs from base 88 to 1797 and encodes 569 amino acids. The transcript is spliced from 10 exons. The record is from RefSeq and is a predicted model, not a curated record.
GGUUCCAGGCGGGCCGGGUUGCAUGCCUAGAUAUUUGGUUACGGUUGCCGAACUCAGGCAAACAGCACCAUCUUCUUUCUUCACGCGAUGGACCAAGCGACAGCCUCUACGUCGCACAAUGCUCCGCGAGCGUAUCUAUUUGGUUUCGAUAUCCCUGCGGAUCACAAGAUGCCUGAUCUGGCCCUGGUUCGCAACCAAGCAGCUAAGGUUACCGAACUCAUGCGAGCUCCGAUACCACCUCAAGUUUUUGUUCAAAAUAAUAGAGGCGAGGCUAUAGGUCCCCUUCCACCGGCGUUGUGGUACAAUUCUAGGCUUCCUGAGCUCUUUCAGUUCAGCUACCUUUGCUCUGUCGAAGAUGUUCCAGAAGAUAUUUUACCACAAUGUAUUUGGUCUCUCGAAUGGAUGAUUCGUGCCUUUCUGGAAGCCUCGGACGAGCAACUGAAGAUAUUCGCUCAUCUCGCGCCGCAAGGGCAAGGUCAUGGUAUAUCGACAGAGACGGAACGGUACCUCACGCUUCAAAAUAUCCGAUCCAAGCUAGCCGAGCACUUUCUUAAACCGCAAAUCAACCAACCACUGGAAGCUCUCCGCCAUAUUCGAUGUUCCAUGGAGGCAGACAAGGAGCGCAGUGGAAAGUCUGAUAUAUUCGAUGUAAACCCGGGGCUAUAUGUGUCGUUUGCUGUAUGCCUCGCGCGUGCAGGAACAGACGACACUGAAGCAAAAGAAGCGCUAUCACGUAUCAUUCACGGUACAACAUCCGAGUCAGGCUUUGGAACUAUGGCGCAUUGCGUCGAAGCAAAGGUAUAUCUCGCCCGUGUUCUUCGGAGACUUGGGGAAGACGACGAAGCGCAUAAACUGGAGAUAUGGCUGGUCAGAUGGUUCAAGAAGCAUCCAUAUGAACUCAGUGAUACCGUUUUGGUACAUAUGUUCACUACUGGCAUCGAGCCAGCCACGGAUCCGGUUUUCACAGACCUUGGCGGAUCAGAGUGGCUGGAUCAUAGAAAGGCGACAUUGAAAACGGUAAUACGUCAAAGUAAAAACUGCCGAAGCUGCGGCGCUCGUGAACCCAAAGUGAAAUUGACGCAAUGCUCCCAAUGCCACCAUAUAUUUUACUGUUCCAAAGAGUGCCAGAGAAUGAACUGGCCCUACCAUAAGUAUAUUUUCCAUUAUAUUUGCUUUAUAAAAGUGCUCAUGACGUACCUGAAAUACAGGGUAUCCUGCAGAGAGGCUGCUGCAUAUUUCAAGAGAACAGCAGAGGUUGAGAGGACCAACGCUUUCGCAGGACAACGAUUCCGAGACUGGAUGAAUUAUAGACGCAAUCCUAGGUCUGAAACAUUAGAGUCCUUUGCGCAUGCUCUUGGAUUAGCGCGCGAUGCAUCACGAGGCCGAACACACAUCGUAUAUCAGGACGUCAAAUACGUCCCGUCCGUACAGAAUCUGCUCGACAAGUUCAGAACCACAGGCGUUGGAGUUUUCAAGCUCGAAGAUGUCUGGCAAGACCUUGAAUUCAGGAUGGGCCUAGAUCCUGGCGAGGGGAAGGUGUACAUCUGCGAGAUGCUCGAGGAGUUUGAACCUGGGAAAGGGCGGGCCGGAGAACCAUACAUUCCCAUCUUUAGUUUGAUGUUCUCGGCCACAAAUGAUGUCGAAGUGUAUCUUAGAAUCGACAGUAUUUCACGAAGCACAGUAGCAUCCAUGCGACCCAACCCAGACUGGAGAUGCGAUGUGAAUGUGAAAGGUGAACCUCCCGUUCAUAUCAAGUUAGGAGAUGGAAAGAUUCUGGAUGCGGAAUUUAAUUUUUGAAGGUAUAGCCGCCAAACUAUAGUCGUCGACUAUGCCAAAAGCUGUUAUGGAUUUCCGCAUCGAUGGAAUUCCUGGAAGUCUCCAGUCGCUUGAAGCCGUUUCUUUUCCUUUCUAUCUCUUUCUGCACUUUUUCUUACUCAGCCUAACGAACUCGUUAUGACUCAAUGACUUCACGAAACUUGUCAAACCUUCUAGUAACACCCAUUUGUAUAUAACCAUAGCUACGAAACUUGUACUAGGUAUCAAAUUC